CUUCCAAACGGUGAGGGGAUUCAACCCCCAGCCUCUGAGGCAGAACCCGGUUGUCGCUUUGGCUGAAACCAGCGCAUUCUGCCACAUGACGUAGUCUCCGUUUCUCCAAUGGAGGGGCUUGAGGUUUAGCGACCUUGCCUCCCUGAUUGGUCCAAGGACGGCUUCUCACCCCGCCCCUGCCAUUCUCUAAUAGGUCGCAAACCACAUAUCCCGCUCCUCCCCUCGCUUGCCAGUCGAGGAGCACCCUGGCACUCAAGCUGCAGAGCCCGCCUCUUUUUAGCUUUUAAUUGGCCGGGCGUUGAGGCCGCCUGUUUCCUUUUGUACCCACUGGCCCUUUGCCAUGCCAGUCACCCGGAGCCCCUAAGCGAUUGGUCCUCCGAGGAGAGGUCGGAGGGCAACGGGUUGUAGUCCCGCCUCGCGUUCCCAGCGUGCAGCGCGGACGUGUGUCUGUGAGUGUGUGGUGAGGGAGACGGGCAGAGUGCUCGGCCUGCAUCCCGUGUUGAGCCUUCGGUGCCCCGCUCCGUCUCCGCCGCCAUGUCGGACUAUAACGCCGGCGGGCCGCCGCCGCCCUCAGCUGGGCCGCCGGGCGCCGGUGGGGGAGCCGGGCCGCCCAACCAAGGGGGCGCCGGCGGGGCCGGCCAGGCCGGUGGAGCGGCGGGUCCCGGACCUGGCGGGAUCCGCAAGGACGCCUUCGCCGACGCGGUCCAGCGCGCCCGGCAGGUGAGGGAGCUGAAGCGGGCGGGGGAGGGCGGCCCGGCGGCGAGGGAGCGGGCAGCAGCGGGGCAUCUCUCGCCUCCCUCCCUAUCCUCACGGCAGGCCCCGGGGAUGGCGAUGCUGGAGAGCGACUCUCCACAUGCAGCGGGGCUUGAGGAAGGACAGUCCUGAGGCAACGGAGCUCUCUCGGCUGUACCACUUCAGGUUAAAAGCGCGCGCGAGGAGUGGGGGGGGGGAUCAGUCCCUGCACGCAGAAAGGUAGCUGCACAGUUCUCUCUGGCACGUGCAGGACGCGUGGAGAUGGUUCCCUCUUCUCUAAGGCGCGCUCAGGUGGAAUGGCAGCGGGAUGGAUUUUACCCACAAGCGUUGCAUUGUUACUGUAGCACGCAUGGACCUUGAUUGAGAUUUCAGACGAGCUGUUUGAGGCGUGUUUUGACAUGAUGGGCUUCUUCAGCUAAGGAGAGGUUGGGUGGCCAUCUGGCAUGUAUGAUCUAGUUGAGAUUCCUGGGCCCUUUUAAAAUGUAUUUUUUUUGGGGGGGGGUUGAUUUAUUGGCUUGUUUAUUUUGAUUGAGUACUUUGUGGUUUUAUACUCUGAUUUUAUCCUGUGAACCGUCCUGAGAUCUGUGGGUGUAGAGCGGCAUAUAAAUUCAAUAAAUAAUAAAAUAGAAAUAACUACAAUUCUGAUACUAUGAUGCAGUCAAAUUUAAUUCACGUUAAAAACUUUUCUGGUCCCAGAAAUCUCUGGAAAGAGCUGUACCAUAUCUCCUUCUGUAAUGUUCAUAUUUUCUGCAUACAGGUAGUUUGUGGGUGCUUGAAAGCAGUAUGAAAAUGAAAUGAAAACUUGAUGCUCUGUGGAAGACAGAGUAGUAAGGUUGAAUAAGGAUAGAGCUUGCUGAUAUGUAUUUACAAAUAGUUAAGGCUUAAUUUAAAGCAAGGCUCCACUCUCAACACAAUGUCUACCAUUAAGAAGCAGGAACUAGUCUCUGUUUGGGUUUAGAUUUCGGAUGAAGGUUUCCAGUUCGGAGGGGAGUGUUUCUGCGAUAGUUUCUGUGCAUCUUGUCUUAUGAAUAAAGUUUGGUAAGUAGGGUAAAAGGUUGCUCAGAAUGGAUAGUUUAGCUAUUUGCCCAUACUUUUUUAUCCCGUUACUAUCUUCCAAGUUGCUCGGGUGUUGGGAAUAUCUCAUUAUCUUUAAAGUCCUGUGGGGGAAGGUUACCCUCAGACCAAACAUUCUCUUGCUACUUAUCUGGGGAGCCUCAUGGCUAUAUAGGGUUUGAACUCAGUCCCCUUUUCUAAUAUCUCGUUUCCCUAUGAGAUUUUUUUGUUUUGUUUAUCAUGCAUGCAGUUUGGAGAUAUGAAGCUGCUAAGCAAAUCUGAGGUUGCUGCACACAGUAUUUGAUUUAUUAUUCUGAAAUGACUUGUAAGCAGCGCAUAGGAGAGAGAUUUCCUUUUAGAAGCAUCCUGUAGGGAAGGGCUAUGUAAAUAGGAAAUUUGGGUUUCUUUUGUUUCGAUCCUGAAACUUUCUUUGGUAUGAAAAAACACCAUUCAGUUUUAAAAUGAAAAAUCAGCUACCUGAAAUGUAAUGGCACCACUUCUUUUAAGCAUUCCAUCAUAGAGUGUCUUAUCAUCAUUAGCUAGUGAGCUGUUCUACAUUUCAGCAGUGUUUUCUUAGAAAUCAAAGUAUUCAAGAAGACACUGAAUUUCCUCAAGUUGAAAACUGAUUAGGCCCUGGUAUGAUUUUCAUGCCGUGAACUAUUUAUUUGUCACCGUUGGAACACAUUACAGAGUGGAAAAGGCCUGAAAUAGUUUUGUUCAUCAAAUUUGUUGCACUUGUCCAUGACAGGGGGGCGGGGGAAGUUUGUCUAAAAGUAGGAUUUCUAUACCGCCCUUCAUCUGAGGAUCACAGGGCAGUUUACAGUAUAAAAACGCAAAAAUAUGUAACAUAAUAACAAAACAAUAAACCACUCCCUAGCGCACCAGCAGCCACCCUGUCAGGCCUAUUGGAGGCGGUGGCCAGCUGGGCCUUGGAGUUCCCUAACCUAUUGGUAUUGGGGGACUUCAACAUCCAUGCUGAUGCCACUCCCUCCUCACAGGCUCUCGACCUGGUGUCUUCCAUGGCGACACUAGGGCUAUCCCAGUUUGUUUCGGGCCCCACACAUCAAGCAGGCCACACACUGGAUUUGAUCUUUGGCAUAGGUAUAGAUGUGAUCAUGUCUUCUUCAAUGAAGGUGCCAUGGUCUGAUCACUAUUCUCUGAAAGCCAGGAUUGACUUUCCACCCCCACCCUACUUAGGUGGUGAGCCGAUUUGGGCUCGCCCGCAGAGGCUGAUGGACCCUGAGAGAUUCCGCCAAGCCUUGCGGGACCUUGCUCCCCCUGGCGACUCGUUGACUGAGCUUGUUGAGGGCUGGAAUAUCCAGCUCCUGGCAGCCAUCGAUGAGAUCGCACCUAAGCGCCCUCUGCGACCCCGCAGAAACCGGGCUCCCUGGUUUACCGAGGAGCUCCGGAAAAUGAAGUGGGACCUCAGACGGCUAGAGCGAGUAAGGCGGGGUGCCCGUGACGGAACCUCAAGAACAUCUUAUAGGGCUUUUAUGAAAACUUACAAGAUGGCGGUGAAGGCUGCUAAGAAGUCUUACUUCUCGGCCUCCAUUGCAUCCGCUAGCUCUCGCCCGGCACAAUUAUUUAGUAUAAUCAGGUCUUUAACGUCCCUUGAGGGACAGCCAAAUUUAAAUAACAAUUUGACACACAGCUGUGAGGCAUUUGCGAGCUUUUUUGCGGAGAAGGUCUUGUUGCUCCGCCAUGACCUCCCUGCCAAUUUGGAUACAAUAAAGGAACUGGAGGCCGCUUGACUGUCCUUGGGUCUAGUAUUGGACCACUUCGACCGGAUAUCCCCAGCUGAUGUGGACAGACUCCUCCGAGCUGGAAAGCCCACCACCUGUCCUCUCGACCCGUGCCCGUCUUGGCUGAUUAGAGCGUGUCCAGACGAGGUGUGGGCCCUCCUGGGGGAUAUCAUCAAUUUGUCCCUUGGCACGGGGACAUUCCCAGGGGAACUGAAGGAGGCAGUGGUGUGCCCGCUCUUAAAGAAAACAUCAUUAGAUCCUUUAAAUCUAUCCAAUUACCGCCCGGUUUCGAAUCUUCCGUUCCUGGGUAAGGUGAUUGAGAGAGCGGUUGCUGAACAGCUUGGUGGGUUUCUGAAUGAAACGACAGCUCUGGUUGCCCUAACAGAUGAUCUUCGUAGACAGCUGGAUCGAGGCGGGUCGGGGCUGCUGAUUCUUUUAGAUCUGUCAGCAGCUUUCGACAUGGUCGAUCAUGAACUCCUGGACCACCGCCUUGCCGACGUGGGGAUCCAGGGCACAGUCCUUCAAUGGCUGCGCUCGUUUCUCUCUGGUCGGGGACAGAGGGUGGCGCUUGGGGGGGAAUUGUCAUCGCGCCACUCCUUGGUGUGUGGAGUACCUCAGGGUGCGAUACUCUCCCCGAUGCUUUUCAACAUCUUUAUGCGCCCCCUCGCCCAGCUUGUCCGGAGUUUUGGGCUGGGUUGCCAUCAGUAUGCCGAUGACACCCAACUCUUAUCUGUUGAUGGAUGGCCAUCCUGACUCGGCCCCAGUCACACUGACCAGAUAUUUGGAAGCUGUGGCUGGAUGGUUACGUGGGAGCCGGUUGAAGCUAAAUCCUUCGAAGACAGAGGUCCUGUGGCUGGGACGGGACGAUAUGGGAUUGGGGGGGGGCAACUCCCAUCUCUUGCGGGGGCGCAAUAAGUGCCAGCACCGUCCGUUAAGAGUUUGGGUGUAAUCUUCGACACCUCCCUUUCCAUGGAGGCGCAGAUUGCAGCUAUAACAAAGGCGGCAUUUUUCCAUCUCCGCCAAGCUAAGCAGUUGGCUCCUUACCUCUCUCGCCCUGACCUAGCCACUGUGAUCCACACGACGGUCACCUUCAGACUGGAUUAUUGUAACUUGCUCUACGUGGGGCUGCCCUUGAGACUGACCCAGAAACUCCAGCGGGUGCAGAAUGCUGCAGCGAGACUCCUUACGGGGUCUUCGCUGCGAGAUCACAUUCACCCGGUGCUAUACCAGCUGCACUGGCUCCCGGUGGAGUACAGGAUCAAGUUUAAGGUGCUGGUUUUAACCUUUAAAGCCCUAUACGGCCUAGGACCCUCGUACCUACGGGACUGCCUCUCCUGGUAUGCCACACAGAGAAACUUACGGUCUUCAAAUAAAAACAUCUUGAAGGUCCCAGGCCACAGAGAAGUUAGGCUGGCCUCAACUAGAGCCAGGGCUUUUUCGGCUGUGGCUCCGAUCUGGUGGAACACUCUGUCAUAAGAGACUAGGGCCCUGCCGGACUUGACAUCUUUCCGCAGGGCCUGCAAGACAGAGCUGUUCCACUAGGCCUUUGGCCAGGGCACAGCCUGACUCCCUCCCUUGGCAAUCUUCGCGGAGCUCUGGCCCAAUGGUUGCCAGUGGCUUGAUACGAAUUAAUUUUAUAAUGAAUGAUUUUAGAGUGUUGUUUGUGCUGUACUUUUGUAUUGUUUUAUUGUUGUUAGCCGCCCUGAGCCCGGCUUCGGCUGGGGAGGGCGGGAUAUAAAUAAAAUUUAUUAUUAUUAUUAAUGGAGGAAGCACAUGAAGAAGGGACUCAGGUGAUGAUUGCAGCGUCCCGGUCUAUACAUAUGCGGAGAGGCAGUCCUUGAGAUAUUGUGGUCCUGAGCCAUUUAGGACUAUACAUCAAAACCAACAUUUUGAACUGGGCCUGGAAACUAAUUGGUAGCCAGCGCAGUCGAGCCAGGAUUGGUGUGAUAUGCUCAAACUGCCUUGCCUUGGUGAGCAACCUUGCUGCUGAAUUCUGCACCACCUGAAGGUUCUGAACCUCUUCAGAGGCAGACCCUUGUACAAUGUGUUGCAGUAAUCUAACCUAGAGGUUACUAAAAAGGUAAAGGACACCUGACAGCUAAGUGCAGUUGUGAAUAUGACUCUUGGGUUGCAGCGCUCGUCUCACUUUACUGGCUGAGGGAGCCAGCGUUUGUCCGCAGACAGUUUUUUCAGGUCAUGUGGACAGCAUAACUAAGACGCUUCUGGUGAAACCAGAGCAGCGCACGAAAACACCGUUUACUUUCCCACCGGAGCAGUACCUAUUUAUCUACUUGCAGCACUUUGACGUGCUUUCAAACUGCUAGGUUGGCAGGAGCUGGGACCAAGCAACAGGAGCUCACCCCGUCACGGGGAUUCGAACCGCCGACAUUCCGAUCGGCAAGCCCUAGGCUCAGUGGUUUAGACCAGAGCGCCACCCAUGUCCCUUAGAGGUUACUAGGGCUGGGCAAUAUAUUGAUAUAGUGCCUGAAACCAGUUUGAAAUCUGUAUCAUGAUAUCACUUUCAUCAUUUUUGACCUGGCAAUAUAUCACAAAUCGUGUAUGUGUGCUGUGCAAAAAUCACAAUGUGGGAAAAACCAUGAAGCCAGCCAAUGCCUCUACAUACCUCCGUCCUUAAUUCAUAUAGAGUGAUACAUCAGUAUAUAGUGAUGUUUAGCUGGUUGAAAACCAGAUAUCGCCCAGCCUUAGAGGUUACCAGAACAUAGUGUCCAGAUCGGGGCAACAGCUGGGCACAGCCAGAGCUGAUGGAAGGAACUCCAUGCCACAAAGACCACCUGAGCCUCAAGCAACAGCAAUGGAUGCAGAAGUACCCCCAAGCUAUGUACCAGGUCCUUCAGAGGGAGCGUAACCCUAUCAAAAGCAGGCCACCUCUCAGCCAUCUGUUCUAGGGAACCGCCCACUAACAGUGCCUCAGUCUUACCUGGACUGAGCUCCAGUUUGUUGGCCCUCAUCCAGCCCAUUACUGAGGCUAGAUAACUGUCCAGCGCAUCCACUGCCACAGCUGCACAUGUAAAUGAGAAGUAGAGCUGUGUGUCAUAGAUUUGACCAUUGAACAUAUUUUUCAAGCAAUUUUUAAGCAUUCAUUCUGCUUUUUAUGAUCUAUUUUUCUUGGAAAAUUCUCUGUUCUCCUAAAGGAAACAUGAAUUUAAAGGGUUUGACACUUCUAUGUAGCUAGAACUUGUGUGUCAAGGAGAAAAGGUCUUAUUUUUAGGAAGUCGUGCAGGGAUAACAUAUACUAGUAUAAAUCUCUUAUGGCUAUGAGCCAUAUAUUUGCCUGCUUUUGUUGAAGUGAGAGACAUUGACCAUCACAGAUGCCUUUCUGCUGCCUCCAGCAUUCCCUUAUUCUGAAUAGGAUUCCUCGCAAGAAAAGGGAAAAGUUGACAGAUAUGGCCUCCAGUGAUUGAAUAAAAGACUUGCUCACCAGGUCCUGACAUAGCACUGAUAGUUCUAUUCUAUACUGUGAUGUUUUGGUGUUUAUUUUAGAUAUUCCCUGAUACAAAUUCAGGGGAAAUUAAUUUUUGUAUUACAGUACUUUUGCAACUGGCUUGAUGAAAUUCAAAUUCUCAGAACCUUGGGGGUUUUUAUAAAAAAAAUGAACAUUCACUAUAUUGAUUGAUGAGGUCCAGUAAGUAUACUUUUACAUAACCAGGAAACCCUUACCUGGUUUGCACUUCAAUCUAAGCCCAGCAAACCCAUCGCUUAGCACAACCAUUUUACUCCUACUUUGUUGUUUUUGUGGCUGCAAAACAAAAUAAACCUGGAUUUCUUGUUUAGAAUCAAUGUUUCCCUUCCACUUUUUUCCCCCGCUGCUGGGACAUUUAUUGUCAGAUUUGAUGGGUGGAUUUGUUUGUUCCUGCUAAUCAACAGAAUCACUGCAACCCUUUCCUUACAGUAUCAGUUUUGAAGUUUUAAGUAGGCUGCUGACUUCCUUGUUUCAGAUUCUUUGCCCUCUGGAUACCCUUUGUUCAGUCAACUCAUUUCUACAGCUAGUCCAUCUUAGCAAUGUGACACAGUUUUUGUCUUCUGAGCCCUGUGUUAGUAGUAUUGGGCUUGCUGUAGUUCAGAUUAGAUAAAAUUGAUAGUUUGGCUUUUUAAAUUUUAAAUUCUCUGUUUCUUUUAAAUAACUAUGUUAAUAUGAAGUCUGUGUAUAAGCAUUCUAGUCCUACAGUUACCUGUAAUUCCUCCUUCCCAUAGAUUCAGCUGGUUAAGACAAUUCUGCUAAACCUUGAAUAGCCAUCCAAACCCAGCACUCCUGUGAUCCUUGCUUAUUUUUCUGGUUUGUUAACCAGCACUAGAAUUCCCUGGUUCUUGCCUAAUACAAAACAAGAUCUUCACUCUGAAACUGGAGUGCAAUAGAGGGCAAGGUAAAAUUGUUUUAAGUGAUUGUCCAAAUCAGGUCAUUCACCAAGUUCUAAAAUUUGUGACACUUACCUUUGUAAUGUCAAUAAAAUUGACCAUUUUUGAUACAGCAAAAUCUCUCCUUCACUUGUUAUUUCUUAUAUUUUAUUCAUAUACUUUUUCUUGGUUUUUCUUCAUCUUUAUGAAAAUGACAACUUCUAUACUUGUUCAUUUUCACAAUUGACACCUGCAGUCAAAACUUACAGGUUCUUUCUGCAAUUCAAGCACUUUUUACAAAAUUAAAAUAGUUUUUAUAUUUCAAAUCAGUAGUGUUCCCUUCCACUUUAGCCCAAUUAUAUUGAGCUAAAAACAGUUUCCUGGUCCUCUUUGCAAUUUUAAGCCCCAGGUUUCUGUUGAAAUUAUUACUGUGUCCAUCUGUCUCCUAAUUUAAUAUUAUAGCUUUAUUGCAUACAUUCUAGAUAGCAAACCUUUAUUUUUACUGAAUAGUCAUUCCUCAAAGACUUGUUGUUCUAGCCAUUCUUUUACCAGCAUGUUGUUGCACUGAAAACUUUAAUACUGUCUGUUAAGUUAUUUAUAAAAAGGAACCCUUCCAUUCCACAUCUUCAGAUGCUGAAGGCAUAAGAAAUAAAGUGUUUUGUAGUCAUUUUUCUUUAUAAUUGAUUACCUUAUGUUUUCUUUAAUAAAUAUUAUCUACCUAUACUUUCCUUUAAAGUAAAAUUAAACCCAAUACUUUCUUGAACCACUGUUUAUAAAGUCAGCUAAUAAGCCUAUAUUAGCCACUAAUUAGUCCUAUGUCUCUUGAUAAACUAAAAAUAAAGCUCCAAGUAACAUCUAGCAUGUCCUUCCACACUUUCUGUCCACUUGUUCAGUGAGGCUUGUGCCCAAGUAAACGUGUGUAAAAUUGCAACUUCAGCUUCUCUUAAUGACAUCUCCCUCAAAUGGUUGUUGUUGUUUAGUCGUUUAGUCGUGUCUGACUCUUCGUGACCCCAUGGACCAGAGCACGCCAGGCACUUCUGUCUUCCAUUGCCUCCCGCAGUUUGGUCAAACUCAUGCUGGUAGCUUCAAGAACACUGUCCAACCAUCUGGUCGUCUGUCAUCCCCUUCUCCUUGUGCCCUCCAUCUUUCCCAAUAUCAGGGUCUUUUCCAGGGAGUCUUCUCUUAUGAGGUGGCCAAAGUAUUGGAGCCUCAACUUCACGAUCUGUCCUUCCAGUGAGCACUCAGGGCUGAUUUCCUUAAGAAUGGAUAGGUUUGAUCUUCUUGCAGUCCAUGGGACUCUCAAGAGUCUCCUCCAGCACCAUAAUUCAAAAGCAUCAAUUCUUCGGCAAUCAGCCUUCUUUAAUGCCACCCAUAGUCAUGGUUUGAUUUCUAUGUUGUUUUUCCACAUACAAAAUGUAAACAACUGUUUCAAUAAUAUUUCACUUCAGUAGCAUGUUGAACAUUAAAUAAUAAGCUGGAAGUGUAUAGAGAUAAAUUAGCCAAGCCCUAAAAAAUAGCAGAAGUAAUACUAAAAUUGAGAUACGCAAAAAUACAUUUGCAGUACCCCCAGCCAAAAUGGAAGCAGCUCAAGUUAUCCUCAGAGCUUCUUCAUUUCAUCUUCCAAGUUGUGACCUCUUAAUCUCUGGACUUCCAUUUUAAAUGAAAACACACUUGCAGAUCUUCUUGAGAUCUGUGGUUUGUAUCCAGCAAACUCAUCUUGUUAAGUGCAAGGAUUUCAACCUGCACAUUUAGAUGACUUCUCCCCCUCCCCCAUCCCCAAGUGUUCUGAGGAUUCUUCUAACCUUCUGGAGCAGAUAUGGAGGGGUGGAAGAGAGGGGGAUGAAGCCCUGCUGUGCGGGUAGAAAUCUUUGUGCUAAAGGGAAGACUAUACCAGUUGCUAGCAUGCUAGCAAGCACAGGAAGGGAAAGUGCUUUGGUGCUCAGGUCCUGCUUACAGGUUUCCUAUGGACAUUUGGUUGACUACUGUGAGAACAGGAUGCUGGACUAGAUGGGUCAUUGGCCUGAUCCAGCGGGCUCUUAUAAAAACAUGCAACACAUGACUUCAUUCGAUAUGAUCCUCAAUCUGCUUUCUUAUCAAAUAUUCAUCCAAUUUCCAGAUCCUCUACUUCCUUUUUUAUUUCCAUUGAGUAACUAAUGAGAAGUGAUGAGCAAUCUGAAAAAGUCUUCAUUCCUGUUUUACAACUUUCUGAUACUACAUAACAAUGCUUUACAAUGUUUGAAUACAAAAAAAAAAAAUCAGUCCUCAAGUGUGGUUUAAAAUCAAUGGUGUAGACUUAUAUUUGGGGUUCAAACACCACCAAAACUUAGCUGAACUCAACUUUUCUAAGGUCUGUUCAGAGAGAUUUGGCAAAAUAUUGGAGGACUUAUUGAUUUUGGGACUUCUCUAACUUGGAAAUCCAUAGUGCAUUAAAGUCACUCACUGGAAUGAUUUAUAUUCUGAUAAAAAGCUAACAAUCAUGGUACCAAUCUUGUUUGGUUGUUGGGUAUAUAAAUAUGCACCUGCCCCUUCUCUGAAACCUCUCUCUUUGGUGACAUGAUUGUAUUAGUCAUGUCCUCCUGAUUGGUCCUAUUCUGUUUAAACUUCUCUUGACCUUCAAAUGCUUUCCAUCCACUUGCUCUUAUUUAGUAAGUUAACUCUUCUCCCUCUCCAUGGCCCUUGUUACCCCCUUUCUGCUCUCGUAUUCAUCCUUCAUAAACCCAAUCUAUGUUGCCACUCUCUGCCAUGAGAACUCUUUACUGUCAGGCAUCCACCUGUCUUCCCUCAAUACUUUCCCCUCAAUUCUUGUCUGUUACCUACUUGUCUGUUCCUCUUUAUUUGAUAUAAGUACAGUGGUGCCUCGCAAGACGAAAUUAAUUCGUUCCGCGAGUUUUUUCGUCUAGCGAAUUUUUCGUCUUGCGAAGCACGAAAUCCCAUAGGAAUGCAUUGAAAUUCAAUUAAUGCGUUCCUAUGGUCAAAAAAAGUCCAAUCAAAGCCAAAUUCGGUACAACAAGAGUUUAUUAACUGCUCUUUAAAGUCACACAUACUUUAAAGAGCAUAUCAAAAUUGAAGGAACAAUAAAUUAAGUUUCUAAACAUGACAGGAAAAACAUUUAAAAAUCAAAAAAGGGUACAUUACAUUUUCUAAGACUCUGGGGACCACUCGAAGAAGGUUCCUCUUCCACUCUUUGCUUCUUGCUGAGGAACCUGUCCAUGGUCUGCUGCUUCAUCCGCCGUUUCAGCAGCUCCCUGAGAGGCGACAUGACCGUCGUAUCAAAAAUGUUCGCUUGGUCAUGUGCCACGUGCUUGUCAGGGUGGUGCCGCUCUGCAAAAGCCUGCACCUCAUUCCACUUCUGGCAAAUGUCCCUCAGUUCUUUGGAGGACAGCCGUUCCUCAGUUGCUUCCUCCUCUUCCAGCGAGGCCUGCUCCUGCGCAACCUCUGACUGCAGUGCAACCAGCUCCUGGGUGGUCAGCUCGUCGUCGUGCUCCUCCACCAGCUCGCAAACGUCCUCCUCUGUGACCUCCAGGCCCAAGGUCCUCCCCAAGGCAACAAUGUCCUGCACCACUGUCGACUCUGGUGCAUCAGAGUCACUUGGUGCCACACAGUCCGGCCACAGGCUGCGCCAGCGCAAUUCAAAUUCCUCUGGCUGAUCCCCUUCCAGGCCGUGGUGAUCAUCUUCAAGCAGGUGACGAUGUCGAAGUGGUCCUUCCAGAAUUCCCGCAGGGUGAUGGUGGUGCAAUCAGUCACCUCGAAGCAUCGCCUGAAAAGCUCCUUGGUGUAGAGUUUCUUGAAAUUGGCGAUGACCUGCUGAUCCAUCGGCUGGAGCAGUGGCGUGGUGUUAGGCGGCAGGAACAUGAUGUUGAUGAAGCUGAACUCCUCCAACAAGUCCACCUCAAGGCCUUUAGGAUGAGCAGGAGCAUUGUCCAUCAGAAGCAAAGCCUUCAGCGGCAGGUCAUUGUCCAGCAGGUACUGUUUGACAGCAGGGCCAAAGGCAAGAUUGACCCAGUCCACAAACAGCACACGUGUGACCCAAGCCUUGCUGUUGGAUCGCCACAUGACACUCAGCCGCUCCUUGUCGACCUUGUGUUUCUUGAAGGCCCGUGGGUUCUCCGAGUGGUACACCAGCAGGGGCUUGAUCUUCAGGUCGCCGCUUGCGUUGGCACAGAAGAGCAGGGUCAGACGGUCCUUCAUGGGCUUGUGGCCAGGCAACUUGGCCUCCUCCUGAGUGAUGAAAGUCCUUUUGGGCAUCCUCUUCCAAAACAGCCCGGUCUCGUCGCAGUUGAAGACCUGCUGUGGAACGUAGCCCUCCGUCUUCACAACCUCCAGGAACUCCAAGGCAAAGUCUUCAGCCGCAGAAACAUCAGAACUGGCAGCCUCUCCAUGCCUGACCACGCUGUGGAUUCCGGAUCUUGCCUUGAACCGGUCAAACCAGCCUCUGCUUGCCUUGAAGACUUCUGGCUCGGCCGAGGUUCCUGGCUGUUCCCGGAUGAGGUCUGCGUGCAAGGCCUUGGCCUUCUCACAAAUCACGGCCUCAGUCACUGUGUCCCCUGCACGCUGCUUCUCUUCUAUCCAGAUGAGGAGCAACUUCUCGACCUCCUCCAGAACAGCUGGGCGGUUCUUCACGAUCCUGGUGACUCCCUUGGCUGCAUCAGUCGCAAGGAUCUUCUCCCUCAUCUUCAGGAUGGUCCCGAUGGUCGAUGGGUUCCUGCCGUACUCCCUGGCGAGGUCCGUCACACGCAUUCCAGCGUCGUGCUUCCGGAUGAUCUCCUUCUUCAUCUCCAGCGUCACCUUCUCCUUCUUCCUCUCGCCGGCCUCCGCAGCAGCAGCAGUCUUCUUGGGUCCCAUGGCAGCACAGCUGUUACCUUUGUAAAACUCAGAAAAGAAAAAAAAUCAGCAAUUCAAACCCACAACCAAGUCCUUGAAUUCCAAACACCCAACCCAAAAUCCAAAAACCCCAAAAAAGUUUUAAAAGUUUAACUUACGAAAUGGCUGCAAAUCACCAAAGUCUUCAAAAUCCUCAAAUGGCUGCAAAAGAAAUUUUGGGAAAGCUUUAAAAAUCACCAAAGUCUUCAAAAACCUCAACUGUUCCCCCAGCCCCUCCCCAACUGUUGCAAACCCCUCCCCAACUGUUGCAAACCCCUCCUCAACUGUUCCCCCAGCCACCCAGCACACAGAAAUUCAAAACCCAGAAACUUUUUCAAAAAAAAACAACAUGGCCCAAUGGUUACAGAAAACCAUAAAAAUUCAAAAAAAAGCACACAAGCUCCCAGAUUCUUGCAAACACCUCCCCAGCUGUUCCCCAUCCACCCAGCACACAGAAAUUCAAAAUUCAAAGCCAGAUUUUUUUUAAAAAAAUAAACAUGGCCCAAUGGUCACAGAAAAUCAUAAAAAUGCAGAAAAAAACCACACAAGCUCCCAGAUUCUUGCAAACCUCUCCCCAACACCAAGUCCUUGAAUUCUAAACACCCCAACCCAAAAUCCCAAAAACCCAAAAAAAGUUUUAAAAGUUCAACUUACCAAACAGCUGUAGAAGAAGUUUUGGAAAAGCUUCAAAAUCCAGCAAACUCUUUAAAAAGCUCAGAAAGGCCACCACACCGCGUGCAAUGUGUUGCUCCUCGAGGUCAAGUCGCAACUGCACCUCUUCAAGCAAUGCACCCUGGGUUUUAACGGUUUUACGAAAAGGAAACAAACUUGCAAGACGUUUGCGUCUUGCGAAGCAAGCCCAUAGGGACAUUCGUCUUGCGAAGCAACUCGAAAACGAAAAAACCUUUCGUCUUGCGAGUUUUUCGUUUUGCGAGGCGUUCGUCUUGCGGGGCACCACUGUAUACUAACUAAUUCUAUGUGUAGCAACUAGAGAGGACUAGUAUUGGCAUCCCCAUCACUGAAUUUCCAUUUCUAUAGGCCUUACUGUAGCAACUUUCAGGAGAGGCUGGUUCAGAGAGCUGCAGGCAUGCAUAUUUGGCCAUAGUGAAGAACAGGUGUGGCCAACCUUUGGGCUUCUGUACGUUUAAGGGUUGUGCAAAGGCAUGAAUUUUAGGAGAUGUAGAGGUGUCACAGUACUGCAAGUAUGGAAAACCUGCCCUGCCAUAAUUAUCUCUUCCUUAUUGUUAAAAGUAUUGGGAGUUCUAAAGAGGAACGGAAGCCAUUCCUGGCAGGGAAUCAGUGCAACUUUAGGCUUUACAGUGAGCUGGUGUGAAGCUCAAUUUCUAGAAGGAAAUGGGACUCAUUGAGGACAAGCUAUUGGCUCCUUCAUUUGAGUAUUGCUGAUAUCUUUUGUGGUGCAGAAGUAGAGUGGUAUCUGAUGGCUAAAAAUGUUGAUGCUUUUCUUUGGAAGUUACAUAUUCGGCAAGCUGAAAAUCCGAAAGCUACUUUGUUUCAUUGAUCUAAAACAUAGCAAGAUAACUUUGUGAUGGGGCAAAAAACUAAGUAGAGUUGCCAUAACGAAGUUGCCUUUUUAGUUGUACGUAAAAAUUAUUCUUGAAAGAAAAUAUAAAUGUGGAAAUACUUAGAAUUUAAAUGUUAACCACAGUUUUUGCAAAGAGUUAGGAUAGACAGCUACAUCAUUACAAGAUACAGUUGUACCUCAGAACUCGAACGUAAUCCGUUCCGGAAGACCAUUUGUCUUCUGAAACGUUCGAGUUCCGAGGCAUGGCUUCCGAUUGGCCAACAGAUAGGUUUUUGCACAGUGGAAGCAAUAUUCUGAGGAACGUUAAAAAACCGGAGCACUUCCAGGUUUUCGGCAUUUGGGAGCCAAAACAUUCGAGAACAGAACCGUUCGAGUUCCGAGGUACCACUGUGGUACAAGACUAGCCUGUGCUUUAAGAGGGCUUUUAAAACUCCUGUGUGCCAAGGAAGGCAUGAGAAGAAAAUACCAAGGUGAUCAUGUUGUCAUUUUAUCAUAAGCAAAAGUGCUACUGUUCUGAUGAGAAAGUCAAAGUUACACAAAAGCCAGCUGAAAGUCAACUUCUAGCCAGGCACCUAGCAGAAUGGUGUGUCAGAGCCAGAUCUUAGAGAGAAUAAUUUGUGUAGUCAAUGUCACCACUGAGAAAGCUGCACUCCUUGUGAGUGCCUGCUGAAUGGCACCCAGGGUAAGACUUCAUGUGUUGAACGGCAUCAUGUGGGUCACAUACAAAAGAAUGCUGUCUUUGAGAUACCCCAUUCACAAAUGAUUUAGGGCUUAAAGGUUAAAAUCAGUACUUUUAUGUUAAGCCCAGAACAAGCAAUCAGAUCACACAAAAUUAAAGUAACAUUCAUCAAUUGUUUUUCUGCCAGUCCAUCAACCAGUGAAAAAUGCUGCUGCCAGUUUAAUUUUCAGAACACUUAUUAAAAGCAACACCACACUGAGAGCAUGACAGUAGUCUAAAUAGGAGGUAACUAGUGAAUGAAUUACCAUGGUGAGAUUUAAUGGCUUGCCAUUUUUAUAUAUAUAGACCACUUUGGGCUUAGGAAAAGCACAGUCGCGUGCCAUGUGUUGCAAUGUGUACUUAAUGACUUGAUGUUCCUGGGUUUUUGAAAUGAUUGUGUAGUAAACAACUUGCUCUUGGUUCUUUUGAUAAGAUUUAGGGAAGACUAACUAGUGUCUAUUCUACUUUCAGAUAGCAGCUAAAAUUGGGGGGGACACAGCCACAACAGUGAACAACACGACACCUGACUUUGGAUUUGGUGGUCAGAAGAGACAACUGGAGGAUGGAGGUACGUGAGACUGACCCUAGUGGGACACAGUAAAUUAAACUCGCAAUACUUCAUGUAGAACUCUGGAUUCUUAGGAGUGUGAAGUACACACACACACACACACCCCUUGCUAAAGGUCAUGCAGUUGUGUUAGUAUGCCUGAAUAUGAAUGUGUUGUUGAUAUAGUUAUCAGAGCUCGUGAAGUUUCCAUAAUAUUCCUUCCAUGUACCUGACUGUUAGUUUUGAAAGCUUGAAGAAAGGAGAGACGGUCCUUUAAUUUUUGAAAGAGGUGACUAUUUAUUUUUAUUUUGACAGACCAGCCAGAGAGCAAGAAAAUGGCUCCCCAGCCAGAACGUAAGUAUACUUUAUUAUUAAAGACUUGUAGAAUAAUGUGUGUUAACUACGCGGAAAUUCUAUUCAUAUUUAUUUUCAUAUUGAUACUGAAAAGUGGGAGGACAUGUAAGCUAACUCUUUUGGUGGGGAGAGUUCUAUGGGAUUAGGAAGGUCAGCUUUGCAUUUUAAAAACAGGACCUUUUAAAAAACAGCCACAGCAGCAGACUGGGAAACCCAGUGACUGAUUUAUAGUUUACCUUCAAGAAUGUGGAUUCAUAACCAUACCCUUGCUUUGCUUUCCAGCCAUGCCACCACCCCCUCAGCUUGGACCGAUCCAUCCUCCUCCCAGGUAAAUUAGCUUUGUGCCUCUUUUUUUUCUCCCCACAUAGGCUUGAGCUGGAAAGGUUAAAUCAGUGCUAAAAGUAUUCAGCUUGUGAGUUCAGGUUGACUGCAAGGGGGCAGCAUUUCAGUACCCCCAAAGAGAAAAGGCUGCUUUUGUUGGGUGAGGUUGGCAUCCAGAUUUGUGAGUGAUGUCCCACUAAAAGACCAGUCACUCCCAAGCACUUGCGUCCCUUGGUAGGUAGUGAAAGGUUGUGCUGGUUGGCCAUUUCUUAGAUACUCACAUUCUUGUGUAGCUUCUGGUUUUGUAGCUAUAGUUUGUGAAGCCUGUGUCUGAGCCUUGUGGGCAGAUGCUGGGCUACUUAGUUUGCAGCAGCUUCUGCCAGGUUGCAUGGGUGCAUUUUGCACGGGUGCAUGGUGAUUUCCUCAGAGCGGUGCCUAAUUGCUCAGCCACCUUCCUGUCUGCCCUCCCAGGAGGAGGAGGAAAGCUCUCCGUUUUUGCUUCUUGAUGGAUGCUGGUAAACACCAGCUCCAUUUCUGUAACCCUCCCACUCCUUACUUUAAGCUGCCAAACUUUCCCUUGCAGGUCUACAGUGACUGAAGAGUACAGAGUACCUGAUGGCAUGGUGGGACUCAGUGAGUAUUAGACAGAGAGGGCAGAAAUCUGCUGUUGCCGUAGUUGAAAGACUGUCACUUUACCUUUACUAACCAGUGCCUUCUUGAUUUUUCAAUGCCUGUUGGCUGAGCUUUCCACAGGGAAGGCUCAGGCAGGCUGGUUUGUUUUGUGACCCUUCUGUGUGUCUUUCCUGAGAGAUGUCAAGUGUGUGAGUUGACCCUGUGUGCUUCAAGCUGUGUAUGGUACGUAGCUCCAAAGAUGUGGGGUGGGUGUUCUGCUCAAUAAAGUGCUCUGGCAAGCCUUCAGUUUAAUUAAAUUGGUAGGAGCUGGUUGCUGAGGACAACUUGAGGCUGGUGUCAUAUGAGCACUUUCCAUGUGUAGCAAGACUUUUGUGAGUUGAGCAGCAACACAGAUUUGCCCUGGACACUUCUGAGGCUCAGGAUGGGAGUGCUGCAGUGAAAAAGAGUUCCUUUUUUGGAUUGCUUUUGGCAUUUGCUUUGGAUUCAUCAACUUUCUGUGAGUGAUCCUGACUAAGGUAGAAGGCCCUGCAUUGGCCUUUACCAGAAGGAAUGGUGGCUGCAAAACACUGCCUGAAGCAGAGUUUUAUCUUAAGUAGGGAAGGAUUGGUUCUCAGAAGGCAUUUUUGUUUACAAGCCCUGGUUUUAAAUUGGCUUGGCAUUCAAGCUCUGAAGGGUAGCAGAGAAAUUGGUUGAAACUUGAGUGCUAAGGUUCUCAUUGACCUCUAGUUCUUGUAGGCUAUCAUACCUCUUGUGGCAUCAUGAGACCCUGGAGUUCUUUCUUUCAUGUUUGUGUGAACUUUGUUUAGGAGGAGCAGUUCUGUCAUCCUUCACUUAUAUGUCAUAUAAACAGUGAAACUUGAUUGGAUUAUGUCUCCACUUAGCUACUGUCCCUAAUGCACAUAUGCACACAACACUUCAUGGGGUUGUAUUUACUGUUAGAAGAUCCUUUUCAUCUCUUGUGGAGAGGAGAGAGGGAAACCUGUGUUGUCUUCAAGCCUCCCUCUUAGGAUAAUGACAACUGAUUUUAUCUCAGGCUAGAGUUUCUUAAUGCCCCUCUCCUUACUUUUGCAGUCAUAGGAAGAGGUGGGGAACAGAUCAACAAAAUACAGCAGGACUCUGGGUGCAAAGUACAGAUCUCUCCAGGUAGGUGUGAGAAUUGCAUGGGGUGUAACUUCCAGCAUAUGUAGCUGCAGAUGUUGGCUGUUCCUUCCGAAGCCUAUAAUCGUGGCAGCAAGUAGCUCAAUGGAUAUAAUUGUGGUAAAGAAUGUAGUUCAGGAGACAAAGUGUCUUCUGAAUAUGCUAAUACACUCUGCUAGAAAAUAGGAGGGAGGAAUCAUGUUGAGGCGGCAUGAAUACAGUAUUCUCACAAGGCAAAACGUAUUUUCUAGCUUGUGGUAAGUUAACUUUGUUUGAGUGGGGAACCAUUUCAGUUGCUAAGUUUACAGGUGUCUUCACCGUUUUCAGUCUUUGUACUAAUUCCUGUUGACUGAUCAGCAUUUUCAUUAUAGAGAAGUUGCCCUUAAUAAUGUUGUGCAUGUGUGUGAAAGACCUACUCUUUCAACGCCAGUUCCUUCAUACCCUGUGGAUGAUACAUGAGUUGGAGGAGGGAUCAAACUCUGAGGAAAUGUGUUGAUGUGGAGAGAUGUCUCCUGAUGGCCUUUAUUUCCUCCUACAGACAGUGGAGGAAUGCCAGAGCGAAGUGUGUCUCUGACAGGAUCACCAGAAUCUGUGCAGUGAGUAGCCUCUUGUCCUUUGUCAAGAUGUUACAGUAGUACCUCAGGUUCCAGACGUUUCAGGUUACAGACUCCGCUAAUGCAGAAAUAGUACCUCGGGUUAAGAACUUUGCUUCAGGAUGAGAACAGAAAUCGUGCUCCAGCGGCAGCAGGAAGCCCCAUUAGUUAAAGUGGUGCUUCAGGUUAAGAACAGUUUCAGGUUAAGAACAGACCUCCGGAACGAAUUACGGUAAAUACUUAACCCAAGGUACCACUGUAUUUCAAAAACAUAAGGGGGGGGGAGAGAGACAGGGUGUGCCAAAAGAAUCCAGCCGCCAGGUGGCAUAGUCAAGGACUGUGGCAGAGGAGCAGGGCAUGACAGUCAGGAAAACAAUUGGGCCUUCUUAGUAGCAAUACCCAAAUUGUGGCACUUCCCCCUGAAAGAAGUUGAAUUGGCCCCUUCUCUCAAGGUAAGGAGGGCAGCAAAGACUGUGCCUUUAAUCUGUUUUUGACCUCCAUCUGUGAUGGUGUAUUUUUAAACCAAUCCAGUUUUAUGCCUCUCUCUUGCUGCUGAUUUAACAGAUGUAUUUGCUUUUACCUCAUUGUUUUUAUUGUAUUUUUACUCUAGAAGCUGCCUUGUUGUCUCAAAAUAUGGUAGAAAAUUUCAAGAAUUAAAAAAAAACUUGGCAGUACUUUGUAUCUCAGCACACAAAAGCCAUUUCAUUGUGAUGGGCUUUUUAUGUUCCCUGUGGGGAAGCAUCUGAGCAUGUCUGGUUUGACUGACAUUGGUGGGUGGAGCUAAAAACUUGCUGAGAAUUGCAGUUGUGGCACCACUGUACCUGGCAGACAAGCAGGAUUUUUCCUGUUGGUGUUAUGAAUGACAUAACAUUGUAUAGACACAAAAUGCAAUGUCAUUAAAUCGGUCAUUACUAUCCAGAGCAAAUAUAAAGUGCUUGUAUUCGCAAAUUGAGCUGGUUAGGUUACCUGUUGUGUGAUGUUGUGGAAUCAGCACAACAGCAACACUGAACUACAGGUGAUUUGAGAACGAAGAACACUGCUGUGAGUUCCAUUUCAUGCUAUAGUACCUUCAUAAUGAAAGAAUAGAGGCUGUAAGCCCUGUCACUCACCAUCAUGUUGUUUGUCAUCCCACCUCUUUGCAGGAAGGCAAAAAUGAUGCUUGAUGAUAUCGUGUCUCGAGGACGUGGUGGGCCACCUGGUCAGUUCCACGAUAAUGCCAAUGGGCAGAAUGGUACAGUGCAGGAAAUCAUGAUCCCAGCUGGGAAAGCAGGCCUGGUGAUUGGCAAGGGAGGGGAGACCAUUAAGCAGUUGCAGGUGAGGGCUAUGCUGUGCUCCCAGCCAAAUUCCUUGCAUCAGAGCGGGUGCUUGCCCUCUUUUUACUUGCCUCCUUUCUUGCUUACAGCACUUGGUUUCUCUGGCCUCUUGGGGCAAGGAUGGUUUCUUGGACUGGAGCCUCCUGAAAUUCAAAUUGAUCUUAGUUUAAGUCUUGUCCAAGGAGGCAGGGCUUGCAAGAAUUCUGCACAGUUGUGUAACCCGCUUGACCUCUCGCUUUCUGCCAAUGUAGGAACGAGCUGGAGUGAAAAUGAUUUUAAUUCAAGACGGUUCACAAAACACAAAUGUAGACAAGCCCCUUCGGAUAAUUGGUGAUCCUUACAAAGUACAGGUAAGCAUUUUGAAUAAAAGCCAAAGAGGUGAAAUUUCUUGUUUCGCAAUAAGUUAAUUAACUUGUUUUUCUAUUUAGCGACAACGAUCAACAAUCUCUUUUGUUUUAGUAACAAAAAAAUCCCAAUGAAAUGUUGUGUUAAAGUUAUCAUUUGUCCGUUUGAGUAGUCAGUUGACCAUGGUGGUGGUGGUUUUUUUUAAGUAGUUAGAUACCCAACCAUACUCUCAUCAUUGUGAAAAUGGCUGCAUACUCACAGUUCAAACUCUUGCGCCGGUGGUUUCCUGCCAUGACUAUUGCAGCCUUCCUUUUAGACUUGCCUUGUUAUACUUUGGUCCCCUCACUCAUCCCCAAAACUCUGCUGCAAAAGUCAUUCACCUCUCUCCUUCAUACCACAUGAUGUGCCUUCUUGAAUCCCUGCUGUAGUUUCCCAUCAGCGUAUGAUGCUACCUUUAUACUGAGUUGCUAGUACAGCAUUAAACUGGGUUACUUGAACUGAGACUUUUAACUAGCUACUCCAAAGUUUGCUCUUGCUGCACUGCGCUGCAGUGAUAGUGACUAAACUGCCCAGCCUCAAAUCCAGGUAUUCACAAGUACAAAAAAGGACUUCUUCCUUGGCAGUUCUUGUGCCACAUCUACCUUGGGAGAAAUACUCUUGAGAGAGGUUCCCAAAUAAUUCCAACAUUAAUGUUCAUGCUUCUUUGCAGCAAGCCUGUGAAAUGGUAAUGGACAUCUUACGAGAACGGGACCAGGGAGGCUUUGGUGACCGAAAUGAAUACGGUUCCAGGAUUGGUGGAGGAAUAGAUGUAAGGACAUUGGCUUGGAUUUGUUGGGACAGGGGGGCAUAAUUUAUAGUAUGACAUGUUGUGCUCAUCUCUCUCCCCCCCCCCCUCCCCGUGUCUCUGUAUUGAUACUCACACUUGUCCAGUCCUAACAUUUCUUAGAAAUUGGAACUGCUCUUACCUGACCUUGGUUCUGCUUGCCAUUUUCUUGCUUGCUCAGGUUCCUGUGCCCAGGCAUUCUGUUGGUGUGGUUAUUGGGCGUAGUGGUGAGAUGAUUAAGAAAAUACAAAAUGACGCUGGAGUUCGGAUACAGUUCAAGCAAGGUCAGAAGACUAAAUCUCUUCCCUGUCAUGAUCUGUCUUCAUACAGCAUGCUGAAACAUCAGGCCUAUUCAAUGUUCUCUGGCUUUUCUCCCUAUACUAUUUAUCACCUAUUUAUCUGAUCUUUUACCUGCUCUCCACAAGUUUUUAUCCCUGUUGUAAUUACGUUCUACAAAACGCUUUUGAAAAUCACAAAGUGAAAUCUUUUCCCAGAGAGAUCCCAGAUUUAAGGGUUUACACAAUCAAAGAUCCAUACGGGCUUGGUGUAUUCAAAUCUUGGCAUGGCUUGUAGUACCCAUUUCCUGAAGGGCAGUGUUGCCUGUUUUGUGUGUCUGGGUUCUCUAGGCUUCUUUGUGUGAACUGUGUGUGUUCUCCUUCCACAGAACUGGAGUGGCAUAUUGCUGCAGAGGGGAGAAGGUAUUAAGGAAGCUAAAUGGACGUUUGUCUCUCUCUUUUGAGAGCUUAUGCUGUUGCUGCACCAAGUGGCUCAUGAGCUAGUGGACUGGUUCUGAAACUAAUUGAAUGUGGAACCUAAUGAAGUUCCCUGUUUGGUUUGCAUUUUAGAUGAUGGGACAGGUCCUGAGAAGAUUGCCCAUAUCAUGGGUCCCCCUGACAGAUGUGAGCAUGCCGCCAGGAUUAUCAAUGAGCUUCUCCAGAGUCUCCGGGUAUGAAAUGCUGUUACCUUGACCCUCAAAGCCUUGGUCCAGCAUGUCAAGUAGUUUCAAAAUCUUUUCAGUCAUGUUUUGCUAAUAAGGUGCUAGAGCUCCUCAAUAUCAUCCCACUGAGAACUUGACUCUGCUUGUCUUACCAGCCCAAGGUAGAAAUCGCUCCGAAAAAGUAGAUGUUGCUAUUUCUCUUCAGCAGACUUUCACGCUCUACCUUCAGGGGAGCCCUUUCCAUGUUGACUUAAUUGUCAAGGAUCCCCAGCAUGUUGCACACAUUAUUCUCGGGCAUGUUGGUGGUGGCGGGUGUAGUGGUAGCCAGGCCACACUGAAGCCGAGUGCAUCCCAAAAUGCAUUCAAAGCAUCUCUGUAGCUUCACUUUGCAGUGAAAAACUGUUGAUGGUGGGCAAAGUGUCCUUCAAGGAAGUGUGCCAUGAAUGGCCUUCUCAUUCAGGAACCCCUGAUGAACUUUGGCAGCAGCCAAGGGCUCCCUAUAUAGUUUGGAGGCCACUGCUGUGUGGCAUGUGCAGAGUCAGCAUUACCCACUAACCACAGAAUGUUUCCUUUUCCCAUGAAGAUGAAUUGUGUUCCUGUCUUGCAGAGUGGCCCCCCAGGUCCCCCAGGCUCAGGAAUGCCUCCUGGAGGCAGAGGCAGAGGCAGGGGGCAGGGUAAUUGGGGGCCCCCUGGAGGAGAGAUGACAUUCUCUAUCCCCACUCACAAGUGUGGACUGGUUAUUGGCAGAGGUAAGUGAGGUGGAAGAAUAAUAAUAAGAAGAAUAUUUAUACCCCGCUCAUCUGGCUGGGUUUUCCCAGCCACUCUGGGCAGCAUCAAACAUUAAAAAUUGAGCUAAACAGGGCUGCCUUCAGAUGUCUUCUAAAAGUCAGAUAGUUGUUUAUUCCCUUGACAUCUGAUGGGAGGGCGUUCCACAGGGCGGGCGCCACUACCGAGAAGGCCCUCUGCCUGGUUCCCUGUAACCUCCCUUCUUGCAGUGAGGGAACCACCAGAAGGCCCUCAGAGUUGGACCUCAGUGUCCAGGUUGAACGAUGGGGGUGGAGACGCUCCGUCAAGUCCUGAGGUGUUACCUCCACGUUCUCUUUUCAGGUGGAGAAAAUGUAAAGGCUAUCAAUCAGCAGACGGGAGCCUUUGUAGAAAUAUCUCGGCAGCUACCGCCCAAUGGAGACCCCAACUUCAAACUGUUCAUCAUCCGGGGAUCACCUCAACAAAUUGACCAUGCCAAGCAGCUCAUUGAAGAGAAGAUUGAGGUAUUUGCCUGCCCUUCACUGUGUGGCAGGCCUCCCAGAUGGGAGCGAGCCGGGAAUGUUAGUGACUGUGUUCUGGAUGUGGCGGUUUCCACUUCAGGGAUUAUUCAUCUCUUCCUUAGGGUCCCCUCUGUCCAGUUGGACCAGGACCUGGGACUGGUGGACCUCCUGGACCGGCUCCAAUGGGCCCCUUCAACCCAGGGCCUUUUAAUCAAGGGCCACCUAGUGCCCCCCCUCAGUAAGUACUAAGACUGCUCGAGUGUGCCUCCCUUUCGGGCCAUUUUGCCUUUGACACCCCUUUCAAUCUUCCCAGAGAUUAAAAUCUACACUCGCUGUCUUGGAGAGACGCUUGUGUACUACUCAGUGUGAUGUGCCCAAAAGUUGUUGGGGAAAUGCUGAGCCGAGACUGAAUGUCUCUGAAGGUCCCCACCCCAAUUUGGGGAUUUUUCGAGGUUUAUGCAAAUGGUGAAAAAAUGUUGCCUUCAAGACACACUGCAGUACACUGUCACUUUCUUGACCAAACACUUAAUAAGAGAGGGGGCAUGGAUCCACAUAGUUUAUGCAGAAAUAAGUUUUUCACAUAGGGGUUUGGCUUUGGGCGUGUUCCUUGCGGCUGCUACCCUCAUUGGCAUCUUUCACCUUGAACUGGAAAACCAUGUGACAGUGUAGCACAGCACUUAGCAGGGCAUCUGGUACCAAGAAAGUGGUACUAGGGCAAUCUGGUAGGGAAACAAAACCACUUGCAGAGUUAGAGGGCUCUGCUGUUGGUGCUGUUACAGGAGUAAAACUUGUGCUUCCAAAAGCUAAUAUAUCAGAUGAGACUUGCUUCUUCUUUGGGAAGUUAGAAUAGACCCUCUCUCGGCCAUUGGCAGGUGCUCACUGUGAUGCUUUGCCCCUUGAUAAGAUUUGGUCUUAAUGCAGUGCAGCUCCCUUGUAUACCUAUUUCAUAAAGGAGAUUGGGCUGGAUCUGGGAUGUCUUGCUACAGAGAUUGGGAACCUGUCACCCUGCGCUUUGCGUCAUCACUGGCCAUGCUGGCUGGCGCUGAUGAGCAUUGGAGUACAGCAACACCUUCCCUCUCCCUGCCUUAUUAUCUGUAAAAAAAAGAAGGCGCUCCAGUUUCCCUGUGCAGUUGCUUUUGGGGGAAUUCAAUGUUGCACUGUGUUGAACGUACAACAGGGCUUCUGCUGUCAAGACUCACUAGGUGAAUCCCACCCUUUGUAUUCUCCAGUGACUUCCUGGAGCAAUUUGAUUUGCUGCUUGGCAGGUUCCAGAUUUCUGAAUCCUGAGCCUAGAGGGUUGCUUAGUGUAAAUAUUACCUUUUCCCUCCUCUUAUUUCAGUCCUGGAGGGCCACCACCUCCACAGUACCCACCUCAAGGCUGGGGGAAUGCCUAUCCACAGUGGCAGCCUCCUGCUCCUCAUGACCCAAGUAAGUAUUUGUAUACCAGCCCUCAAGAGUCAAUUGUCAGAAUAUACAAUGCAGUGGUACCUCGGUUUUCAAGCAUCUCGGAAGCCGAACAUUUCAGGUUUUCAAACGCCGAAAACCCGGAAGUAAAUGCUUCCAUUUUUGAACACCUCGGAAGUCAAACAGCUUCCGCUGCAUGCCCCCCCCAAUUGACUUUACAGUCUGCCCUUAGCACCUCGGUUGUCAAAAGUUUCAGAAGUCAAACGGUCUUCUGGGAUGGAUUACGUUCGACAACCAAGGUACCACUGUACUGUUGCACAUUCAAGGUUCAGCAGGGGGAUGAGGGAGAGUGGCUGGAAGCAUUCAAGUUUUUUGUGGUGUCUCCUGCCCAGGUAAAGCGGCGGCAGCAGCAGACCCCAACGCUGCCUGGGCAGCUUAUUACUCGCACUACUACCAGCAGCCCCCGGGCCCAGUUCCAGGAGCACCGCCUGCCCCCACGGCGCCACCAGUGCAAGGAGAGCCCCCCCAACCGCCCCCCACCGGACAGUCAGACUACACUAAAGCAUGGGAGGAGUAUUACAAAAAACUAGGUAAUUGACUAUCCAGAUCCUUAACCUCUUUUGAUAGGAGUACAGUGGUGCCCCGCAAGACGAAUGCCUCGCAAGACGAAAAACUCGCUAGACGAAAGGGUUUUUGGUUUUUUGAGCUGCUUCGCAAGACGAUUUUCCCUAUGGGCUUGCUUCGCAAGACGGAAAUGUCUUGCAAGUUUGUUUCCUUUUUCUUAACACCGUUAAUACAGUUGCGACUUGACUCCGAGGAGCAACUCAUAGAACGUGGUGUGGUAGCCUUUUUUGAGGUUUUUAAAGACUUUGGUGAUUUUUGAAGCUUUUCCAAAACUUUCCCGACACCGUGCUUCGCAAGACGAAAGAAAUCGCAAGAUGACAAAACUCGCGGAACGAAUUAAUUUCGUCUUGCGAGGCACCACUGUAAUUUAAUGGUAUUAUUACAAGGGCUGCAGAAAGCAACUUGAUUGAGAAACUACGCUGAAUAACUUCCUUCCAGUCUCCCCUGACGAAUAAAUAACGUACUGACUCAAAAUGCUUCAGCAUUUGUUUUCUGUUCCUGUUAAACUAUUUCUGCAUCUUGAUUUGUGAACGUCAUGGGGGUUUGUGCCUCUUAGGGAUGGCCCAUUCAAAUCCAGGAAUGAAUGACUGACUUAAUUGGAAGGCCCUCUUAGGUUGAUUCCUCAAGCCAGUACAAGUUUUGCCAGCUGCUACUUAAUUUCGAGAUUUUUGACCACGAACAAACAAAAUUUAGGCAAAUUAUGGUUAGGUUAAGUCAGCAUGGCAACACUAUCAACAGCAGUACCAUUUGAGGACCAUUUUUCAAAGCAAGUUUGCUUUGUUCUUUGUAAUGGUUCCCUAUGGGGAAUUUUUCAUCUUGGUAUUUAGCUUGAAUCUCUUAAAUCUACUGCAGGGAAGAAAGAGCUGAAGCCUUUGAGAUGCUGAGAGUCACAAGGCAGUUUAGCUGCGGGUUCUUCCACUCUUCUGACUUAGGAGUCUUGUCAAUGGACUUUCUUCUGUUUUGGGGGUGGGAUUGUUAUGGGUCAGGGGUCUAUGAAUGUGCUCCCUAAGGUAAUCAUACCUCCCACUUCUGGAGAGAAUGACAAGCUCUACACUGUACUUCAGAAGUGCUCCAUACUCCUCUAAAGUUCAGCACGUUGUGAGCCAAGACAUUGCUUCUCCCUCAUUGGUCCUAGUGACUGCUCUUAGUAGUCUGUGUCAUUGUAAAUCUUACAGUCUGAAUCCUAUAAGUGAGGUGGAUCUUGAGUAGUUGAAAGCUUUGCAUGACCAGGGUCCUGUUGUCGUUUGACACUGCCUACAGGCCAGCAGCCCCAGCAGCCUGGAGCUCCACCACAGCAGGACUACACAAAAGCCUGGGAAGAGUAUUAUAAGAAGCAAGGUGAGUUAAGGGUCUGAGAUUCCUUGGAGGAUAUGUCCUAUAGCACUUCUGUCAGGCUGGGUUUGGAGUUACCUCCCUGAAGUGUCAUUUAUCCGGGAGUAAGUCUCACUGAGCCGAGUGGGGCUUGCUUCUAAGCCGGCAUGCCUAGGAUUGCACAGUUAGUCCCUCUUUUCUUUUUGGAAGCAGCUCAAGUAGCUACUGGGGCAGGGCCAACGGCACCACCAGGACCUCAACCAGACUACAGUGCAGCCUGGGCAGAAUACUACAGACAACAAGCUGCGUACUAUGGACAGACGCCUGGCGCUGGUGGCCCAGUGCCACCACCCACACAGCAGGGACAGCAGGUGAGUUGCAGAACCACAGCCAGCGUGGCCUUUCUGCUUCAGAACAGGUAUCUGGCUCCAGACUGGGCUCCACACACUUUCUACAAACUCCUGUGAGACAUUUUGAGAUGUAAUCCUUUUUUAAGUUUGGGGUGGCUAGUUUAUGUCAGUUCUUCCCUCCUGUCCAAACCAGCAGCCCGCCACGCCUUUUUAAGGUCUAAUCCUAGAGGCUUUUCAGAGAAGAAGUUGAAAUGCCUCAAAAUAUUUUUCUUAAAUCUGGAGUAAGAGAUCCAGGUUUGUUUGCUUUUUUCAUCCCAAUAGCAGAAGCAGUGUCAGCUUGGGAAGUAUUAUUGCCAGUUCAAAGAGGGGCUAGAGUAUUCCAGAUGAACAAGCCUCCAAAAUCCUUGCCUUCAAAUACGUGAAGUGAAACGUGCUAGCACCACCCACAUCUAAGAGUUUUCUGCUCCAUAAUUAACAGCAGCAGUAUCUGUCCACCUUCCUGGCUUCAUUUUUGAUUCCAAACAUUGAUUUCUUCAACCCCAGUAUCAAAAGACUAAGCCAUAUUUCUUCAGUCAAAAGUCCUACAAAACUUCCUUCAGUCAAACACUUUCAGACUGGGUUCACUCCAGGUCAGACACCAAAAAAAGGAUGGUUCUCAUGUAGCUGCCUCCAAGUUAAGACUAGCAUGCAAGCUAUAUGCUUGCGAGCAACAUCAGGGUGCAUCUGAGGUUAACCCUGAUCCAUUUGAGAGCCCAGGCUCUAUUGUCAACUAAUAAGGCACCCUUACAUGCUGCUCUAGUUUUUAAUGCCAAAGUUCCAACAAACAAACAAGGUACAAUAAGUUGGUGAACAGAAAUAAUGUACAAAUAAACCCUCUUUUCCUAAUGGGGAGGAUCUCUGUUUGGGAGCGGAUGACCAGGAGCCUCCUGGUGAGUAUUGUGUUAAGUUUUUAGUACAAGGUGUUGUAAAAUACUGUCUGAGCUUUAAGGGACUAGGAUUGGGGACACAGAAAUGAUGCACGUUUUGGGGAGAAUUUAAGAAAAUCUAAUGAACACAUGUGGAACAUGAGCCAUAUCUACAAGUUGAGCGUUGAGCAAUCUCCAGCCCAUGAUGCGCUUUAGUCUUUCUUUGAAACCCCUGAUUCCAUCUGGUAUGAGUGAGAAAAGCAUACGCUGAACACAUGCAGCCUGAAUUACAUGUUAAGCAAAGUUAGCUGUGUUGACUUCAUAAAGGUAAUUCUGUUCCUGCUAGUCAUUGGUAGAGAGACAAGGAGCAUUUGCCACCAUAAAAUCUAGAAACCUGUAGUUAUAACCAAGGAGAACUUGUGGGGACACUUCAUUUUGUGUCUGACAUGUCUCCAGGAGUCUAGUUCCCAAACAGGUAUCCUCCCAACUAGCAAAAGAGAACUGGUUUGUUGAAUAUUUCUGUUCACCAACCCCCUUGACCUCAAACUCUCUGUGCAGCGUGAUUAUGGAAUCCAGAGCACAGAGUCCCUGAUAAGCUUCGUCUAGCUGUUCCUUUAGUGACUGGCACUUCUCCAAAAGCAGGGAGACAGUUUUCUCAGUGGCUGGACAAAUGAGUUUAUACAAAUGAAAUAUGAUUGUGGGGUUUGUACAGGUCUUAGUAGAUCAAGUAUUUGAGCUUUUACAGAGCACACCAAGUAAUAGAGCAUGCAGCCAUCUGUAUGACUGGGCAGGUUCAUGGGUGGAGAUGAACACAGAGCACAUCCAGGGCAGUGAAGUUUAAUUUAGGUUCCAGGUUGUCAGAGUUACAACACCUGCUACCAUUAGGACCAGAGGAUUGUAAAACUGGAAACAGGGUUCUGGGAUAGGAAAAAGUUGCGCACUACUAAUAGUCCAAAAAUAGGUAAGGGUAUACACAUUAAGCAGAUACUGUCGCCUUUUCUGUGUGCUAUGUUUUUGUUUCUGCUAUUGUAUAACAAAUACUAAAUAAAAUUCAAGUUUUUAAAAAGGCAGCAACUGCGUUCCAGAUAGCCAAAUUCCGUACCUGAGUCCAUGGAAUACACAUCCUUGCGGUUGCCCCUCUUGCUUCCUGCUUCAAGCUUCAGUAACAGGUUCCCAUCAUGUUUUUCUCCUUUCAACAGGCUCAGUGAGUUGAAUGUGAACCUCCCCAUCUCUGAGAACCUUUUGUUUUGGAAAGAGGUGGCUGCUGCAGGAAGUGACAGGGUGGGAAGGGAGCUGGCCUGUUGCUCUGAUUGCUGGGUUUCUCCUGGGAAUCUCAGCUACGCCGCCUUCAAGUCUCUCUUAAAAUAAAUCCAGAUCUCCAAACCCCUAAUGUUGAGCCAGCAGCUGUAGAAGAUAGCCGACUAAAACCGCCGCCGCCAGACCCUAUCCUGCCUGACACACACCUCAGUUUUCAGGGUAACACUUCCUCUUUUCUUUCUGUUUCGUUUUAAAAAAUAAACUUUACAAGGAAAAGUCACUCUGCUUUUUAGUUAGAGUUGGAACAUUCCUCGGACAAAGGUGUUGGUGUUUCAGAGAAACCCUGCCCCGGCCCUCCAUUUCUCCACUGCUGGGACUGAUCUGUCGUGUUUUUUGUCUGUUCAAGAGGAGAUUGAAACAAGAAAUUGUAUGCUCAAUUUUUACUUUUUACCGCUCGUUUUUAACUUCACAAAUAAAUGAUAACAAAACAUCCCCCCGUGUCUGCUGGGUGGUGUCUGUUUUUCUCUCUCUGUCCAUAGGGUUUUUUGAAGCUGAUGUUUGUUCACAAUAUAGCUGUUGUAAAAGCCUGAUAAUGGUCAUGAAUUAAGAGCUUCCUGUGUUUUUAUAGUUUGAGCAGGCAUUUGUGCAUUUUUGUUGAAUAAAAUGCUUUUUUGUUUUAAAGUC
Podarcis lilfordi (Lilford's wall lizard) is the source of this 29825-nucleotide messenger RNA. Lineage: Eukaryota; Metazoa; Chordata; Lepidosauria; Squamata; Lacertidae. The record is from the annotation of a GenBank genome assembly.